AGUCCCUGGCCUUGAUCCGCGGAUAAUAUAUUCCCGCCAUGUCGCGAAGUAAGAUAUGGAGGUAUUACGACAAAUUGGAUCGGAAUUCUGCUCGAUGUCAGCUCUGCGAAAAGGUCAUCAAGACCUGCGGAAACACCUCAAAUUUAAUGAAGCACAUGAAAACCCAUCCGCAAGUUGAUUUAUAUGAUGACGAAACUGUGGUAAUUCGAGGUAUUUACAAACGAAGGGACCCGGAUGACUUUAAACGGCGGAUGCGAAAAGCGCUGCCUUUUAAGGAGGAUAGCUCCGACUUUCAUAGCGAGUUGGUUUCGAAAGCGUCUAAAGAAGCAGCUAGUUUCAUCGAGCUGGAUUCUAAUGGACUGACAAAGGUUUCCUCAGAAGGUCCAGUUGCCGUACAAAGCGUUGGAUAUGCGUGGUUCAGCCAAGAAGAAACCGUUUCGGGAGAAACCGUCAGCGCCGAGGAUAUCAUCGAGUUUGAGCCAAAGGAGGAGCCCGAGGACCUAGCAGGAAAUUCGCUUCACGAAACCCAGAAAGUAUCAGUACAGGAAGUCGAUUUUGAGCCCAAGGAAGAACCCGGGGAGCUAGUAGGCAAAUUCAUUCUGGAGGCUCAGAACGCAACACCUCAAGAAGUCGUUAACAUUAAUAUGGUCGUUCCUGUGGCAAGACAGCGUUCGCUUCAUCAAGACGUGGCCAUUUUCAUCUGCCGUGACCGUCAACCGUUGGAAAUUCUUGAAGGCGAAGGAUUCAAGCACCUGUUUAAAGUAUUGAACCCCAACUACAAGCUACCCAGCGUAGCAGAGCUAAAGGCAAUCAUCAGCAGGGAGGCACAAUUGCAGAGAUCCAAACUUCGUAAGCAGUUGGCUGGCAUCUCCACCCUUAGUCUCAGUUGCUCGAUGCACACGAGGAGCGAAGGUCAAAGCUGGCUGGAGUUGGUGGCCCACUUUUAUGAUGGACGGCAGCGAAUCUUUCGAACGCUUUCUGUGCAGAACCUUUCCAAUCCCUUGACAUCCAUCCAUAUAAAUGAUUGCAUGGUGCGUGUGUGCCAGUUAUUCGACAUCAACAAGUCAAAGAUUUCGUGCAUUACGACCAGUAGCAAUCGCAUGCUGGAGGAUGCGGUAACCUUGUUUUUAGGCGAACAGCAUCAUGUGCUUUGUUUUGCCGAUCACCUCAGUUCCCUCCUUGAGGCUGUGGUACAGCGUUCUGAAAUUCAUAUCAUGUGCGAAAAAGUGCGUCCAUAUGUGGAGGCUCAUCUGGAUUCGGAAGAUAAAAGUUCGCACAGCAAACUUAAGUUGGAUGGCAUUAAGAGCUUUAUAACCACCUACGAAAUGCUAGAGCCGUACCUGAAACACACUUCUACUUCUUUGGAUGAUCCACUCCCGCUUUCACAAGAGGAAGUCGAAUUAAGCCUGCAGUUACUAGACGUGCUGAGACCUCUAACAAGCUCCAUACGUGAGCUAAGUCGGACACCCUACCCUUUGGCCAGUAAUGCCCUGCCCAUCGCCCACACUCUGAUUAACGAACUGAAGCAGGAGAGGAAAAUGGAACAACAAGUGACUCAGGAGUUGCGAUUGUUUAUGAUGCGUCAGAUGGAGGAACACAUUGCGGGCAUGGAAAGGAACUUUAACCUGGCCAUGGCCACUUUGCUGGACCCGCGGUUCCGGAAUAUUCCUUUUCAAAGCGGUGUCCUUGUUGCGAAAUACAUGACGCAGUUGUAUGACAUGAUGCAGGCCUAUACAGAAAGCGAACGGUUAGUUACAGUUGAACAUCCUGUGAACAAUGAUUGCUUUGACAUCUGGGCGGCGUACAAAGCCUUUUCAAAUGGGAAACAGCGGCUCUUAAACGAAAACAACGGUCUAGAUACUGAAGACGAAAUAGCCUCCUACUUCUGCAGCGGCAUUAGUUCCUUGCAGGCAGAUCCCUUUCAGCUCUGGCAGGAUCUCUCUGCACCUCAUCCCUUCCUGCACACCGCAGCCCAAAAGUACCUACAUAUUCCAGCGACCGCAAUGUCUCCAUCGAGACUUUUUACGGACGAUGGAGCGUUGGUGACGGAAAAGUAUGCCGUACUCCUUGACAGAAACAUGGAAGACGUCCUUUUCAUGGCGGAUGUGCCACAAGAUGAGUGGCAACUUUAACAUUGAGCUUAGUCAACUGAUACCACAUUUUUAGUUUCGCUUUUGACACACUUAUAAAUAGUAAUUUAUGUUUUGUAAUACCUUUUUGAAGUAGGGUUUAUAAGUUCCAAGUUCUUUAAUUUACGCGUCAAAUAACCAACGGGUUUUUUUCAACAUAAAGAUAAACUAUAUUUUAAACAAAAUAUUGUAAGUGGGAAACUAUUGAAUUUAUUGAAGUGUUAAUAUUGUUAUCACUAAAUACCGUUGUCAGUU
Molecule: messenger RNA, 2384 nt
Organism: Drosophila ficusphila
Lineage: Eukaryota; Metazoa; Arthropoda; Insecta; Diptera; Drosophilidae
Product: E3 SUMO-protein ligase ZBED1
Exons: 3
Coding region: 39-2132 (697 amino acids)
Molecular function (GO): DNA binding
Source: RefSeq, a predicted model, not a curated record